CAGCAGAGGCACAUCUAAAAGUUGCAGGACAGCGGACCUAGAAGACUGGAGUUUGAGACCCCUCUCGCACCUGACACGCCAGUAAGCCUAAUAAAACUGAUUGGACGCUGUUAGUCAACGUGAUGACGGCAUCCGUUUAGUCGAGACCACGUGAUUCCUUUACCUGUGCCCAGCCUAUUUACUUCUUCUGCUGAGUCGAACCGCUGCGCUCACAUAGGUUUCAGUUAAUACGCGUUUCUUAGAACACUUUUAGAUAUUUAUCUUGGUGUGCUAAACAGCAUUCUGUUGUAGUUCCCUUCUGUGUUGUAGCCUUUCUUUAGGUUUGGACUUCGACCUCCGCUGUUGAGGCACCUGUUAAAAACAAGGAAGUCUAUCCCUGCUCAACACGUUUCGUAUAUUAAAUUAAAAACGGGUUUUGUAGAUGAUCACGGUUGACAAACGGGUGUUUUGUGCUCUAUGCUGAUCCUUUAACCCUGACCCAGGACGAUCACUGUCAUCUAAACAGGAUAAAGCUGCUUUCCACUCGGAACAAGAUGAACGACUCUUUGGACAUGGAUUCAUCGUCCGAAAAUAACUCGAUUGUUCACCUGGAUGAACCAAUCCUUCCGGAAAACAUAACCAUCAUUCGGACAAUGAACGGGUCACUCACGGAGGGUCAGAUGUUUCUGAACACGGUGACUGCUCAGGCCCUGUCUGGGAUAUUUGUCUGGUCCGCCUUGCUCAUAACAUGCCACCAGAUCUACACACACCUUCGGUCCUAUACUGUCCCCAAUGAGCAGCGCUACAUCAUCCGCAUACUGUUCAUUGUGCCAGUUUAUGCCUUUGACUCCUGGCUCAGCCUCCUAUUCAUCAGCAAUGACCAGUACUAUGUUUAUUUUGAUUCCAUUCGAGACUGUUAUGAAGCUUUUGUUAUUUACAAUUUCCUGAGCCUGUCCUUCGAGUAUCUUGGAGGAGAGAGUGCAAUCAUGUCUGAGAUUAGAGGGAAGCCUAUACAGUCAAGUUGUUUAUAUGGGACGUGUUGUCUGGUUGGAAUGAGCUACUCCAUCGGCUUCUUAAGAUUCUGCAAACAGGCGACUCUCCAGUUCUGUGCUGUCAAACCCAUCAUGGCGGCCAUCACCAUCAUCCUACAGGCCUUUGGCAAAUAUCACGACGGAGAUUUUAAUGUUAAUGGAGGCUACCUGUACAUCACAAUCAUCUACAACUUCUCUGUGAGCCUGGCUCUCUAUGCACUCUUUCUUUUCUACUUUGCCACAAGUGACCUGCUCAGACCGUAUGAACCCGUGCUCAAAUUCCUCACAAUAAAGUCUGUCAUAUUUUUAUCCUUCUGGCAAGGAAUGGUCCUUGCUAUCCUGGAGCGGUGCGGCGUCAUUCCCAACGCACUUUUCAUCGAAGGACAUGAAGUGGGUACUGGAACCGUUGCAGCUGGCUGGCAGAACUUCAUCAUCUGCAUCGAAAUGUUCUUUGCUGCCAUUGCGCUCCGAUAUGCCUUCACCUGCACAGUCUACCAAGAGAAGAAAAACGACGUACCAGAGAAUCUUCCCCCAAUGCAGAGCAUCUCCAGCGGCUUAAAGGAAACCAUAAACCCAGGUGACAUGGUUCAGGACGCCAUCCACAACUUCUCGCCAGCGUAUCAGCAGUACACUCAGCAAUCCACACAGGAGGUCAGCCAGCCCGGCACUAAAGGAAAAGUGGCCACGGGCAACAAGAGCUCUCACAAGUCUGACAAAAUCAUGCUGAUUACAUCAGAUGAUGAGUUCUAGGCAUGUUUCCAGCAAGAGACCCAGGUGUUGGUGCCCUUUCCACCUUUACCUAUGACCCCCUGGGGAAAAAGCUGUGUUGCAUUACUCGCUGAACUGGGUUGAACACAAGCGGUUCAUUUUCACAAGUACUUAAACAGGACUACCUGCUUCUAUAAUGAUGAUUUUAAUCAGAGGAUGUGCAUGAAAUUUUAAGUUUUAAAUUUUGUCACUGAAUGUGCCGAGAACUGAUCCGUCUCCGUCUUGCUGCGAUAAUCUAGAAAAUGACAUGUCAUCUUCACUUCAUCACUCGAGUCAGGAGUCACGCGCUUCCCUUAAAUGAAGCUGCCGGAUUUUCAGCUGCGUCCCCCAAUGCCGACACCGUCUGCACCAUCUCGCCAUGGCAGCCUCUCUGGCUGUCUGAAGUGUGUUCCAUCUGAAUCAUGUCAGUUUCAAAGAGCAGAUGAUUAAUAUGUGACUCCAGGUGGGAGGCAGGGGAAGCCGGCAAUGGCUGAGAAUGGCACUUCAUGGACCGUUACUCACAUCUGCUUGUUUGAAGUAUUUGCUAAGCAUUCCUCAGCAAGGUUUCCUGACGAAUGAAAGGCUUUUUUUUCAAAGACUUAUUAGUUUUGGAGCAGGCAAUUGGAACUGCACUUCACUAUCCUUUGUAUCCACCAUAACAGGCACAAAUUAGACAAACCUAUUGUCUACAAAGGGGGAAGUUGGAUCAUCUCAUUAAUUUUCUCAGCAUGCUAAGGAAUAGCCCAAAUACAUACCCAGAUUAAGUAAUUUUUUUCUUAAGGAAUAUUCUAUAUUGUUACUAUUUUUUGUGUAGUUUUUAUGAUUUGAUUUCAAUGCUCAUGUUAUCCCAUCUUGCAAGGGUCAUGAAAUGUGUUCACAAGCUAAUUAGUGUUAAUUUUACUGCUCAGUAUGGUCUGUGUACAAAUAUGUAAUUGUAAACAUUUUAUUCUAUUUAUUGUGAAAAGUUCGGGCCAUUUCAACUAUUGAACAUUUAUACAUUUUACUUUUUAUUCUCAAUUUUUAUGGUUAAACCUCUAUUUGAAAGUAUAGCUUUGCAGGGACUUUUUUGUUAAGUUA
Messenger RNA from Gambusia affinis (western mosquitofish), 2834 nucleotides. It is a transcript of the gene tmem184a, whose product is annotated as transmembrane protein 184a. Gene Ontology annotation, cellular component: early endosome membrane. Gene Ontology annotation, biological process: transport. Gene Ontology annotation, molecular function: transporter activity. NCBI's taxonomy places the organism in Eukaryota, Metazoa, Chordata, Actinopteri, Cyprinodontiformes, Poeciliidae. The transcript has 9 exons. The record is from RefSeq and is a predicted model, not a curated record. Bases 534 to 1760 code for a protein of 408 amino acids.